AUGAGAUACAACAAGCAGGAAUUGGCUGCACUUGCAUCUCAAACCUCUCAAAACUUCGAUCGUGAAGGUAUAUUAGUCUUAAAGGAAAAACAGGAUGGAUUUUUUCGAAGAUCCGAAGGUUGCUCAUUGCGUUGGUUCCGGCUUCGUGGCAACCUAUUGUUUUAUUUAAAGGGACCCGAGCCUUGGUAUGAACCCAUGGGGGUCAUUGUUCUCGGUCACCAUAAAAUUAAGGAGCAAAAUCAGGAUGAGAAUGGCCACUGGCCAUUUAAUAUUGUUUGGGAAAAUGGAGUAUGCUACAGAAUGGCAACAUUUCAUGAAUCGGAAAGAGUAAUCUGGAUUAAAGCCAUAGAAAAUGCACCAUACAAUGUUGUACAUUCUCAGCUUAUUUCAUUAAAAGAAAGACUGAAUAGAAUCAGACCUAUAGUGGAUAUAGCAACUUACAGAAUACAAAAGGGAAUAAUAUCGGGUAUUGAUGGCUUAACUGGGGAUGCAAUGGUCAGAAUAGUGGCUUACAAUGUAAAGGAGCAAGUGACAGAGACUGCAGUGCCAAUGGGCUUCACUUCUUUACAACUUAGCACAAUACAGGAAGCUCAAAGGUUAAGGAUUGCACUGAUGACUCGUGACAACAAGACAAUCGGUUUUGUUACAAUCCACGGAUGGAGUCUAGAACCUUCAUAUAUAGGUACUAGCCCGAGCCAUUGCAACGAAAAAAUUUGCAUAGAUGUACCACAAAAGGUGAUGUGCCAUCGUCGUUCACAAUCAUUGCCACCCAGAUUGGGUCUCAAACUAAAGUUUCCGUCAUAUGGCAGUUUGCUGAAACAGAACUUUGUGAAUAGCCAUCAGGUCACUUAUCGAUUUCAUUCUGGCCUUGGUGGCGAUAUUACUGUUCACGAGAUAAUGGCCGAAGCCAAACUCUGCUAUCAAAUACCAGUGCAAUUGCUAGAGAUUUACAUACAGAGAGAGAAGGAGCUUCUAGAAGAGUUGCUUUCCGUCGGCGAAAUAAGCGGGCAGUGGCAAUCGCGGCAGCUGGACUUGGCCAGCACUCACGUUUCCUUACUGAAGCACUACUGCCAUUCGAAACGUUGCCUGCAAAUUGCCGAAAACCCAUACUUCAAGCCUAGCUGCAAGAAAGACGACGCGAGCCUCGAGUUCGCGCCGGUCAACCUUCACCUGCAGCGCAUGUGGGUGCACAAUGACACGUUGAACCGCACCGGCUUCCAUAACGUGGUGACGGCGGGCGCUUUCGCUGCGCACACGCACAAAGCGGAAAGGACCGGCGGCCUUAUUAGGUUAGUGCAACAAAUGAAAGAUAUCAACAGCACCAAAGCUGCUUUGUACUCGGCCACCGCUACCAAAAUACAAGCCGAGUACGACAACGUGGUAGCGCUGCGGCGGUUAAUCGAUGAAUCAGUCACCGAUAUGGACAGGAUCCUGGUGCUUAUACAGGCGAAGCAGACAGCGGAAAUAAUUGCAGUCAUCGAAGCUGUUAAGGGGAAGAUAAAAAGCAUACUUGCAUUGUGGGAGCCGGGCGUCGUCGAAGAGAUGCUGGCCAGCAUCGGUUGGCCCAAGAAUACCUGCACUAACGAUUCACAGAACCAGACGAUGUCGACAAUACUGCGGCUCACGGAGCAGUUGAGCAUGUUCGACGCGGCCAGUUCGGACUGCGACACAUACGACGCGUCGUCAAGCUCUAGCUCAAAGGAGACCUCGCCAACGGGCGAAGUGCCCGCCACGGCGGCCAGCGGCGGCGCCUCCCUGAAGUGUUCCUUGAGCGGUCUGCUCAAGGAGCCUUUCAUUGACAUCGCGGAGGGCGCCGAGCUGCAGUUCCACAACGACUACUUCAACAGCGAGGAGCGGCUUAAGCUGAACCAUUCGUUCCGCUCCGUCCGGUCGCCGGUCAAGGCGCGCCUGGGCGAUAUAAAGGGGCUCUCGUUCGACUCGAAGUGGCCCCGCCACGGCAGUUUGCGCUCCGACCACAAGGGCUCGCCCUCCUUCGAACAGGUCUCGUACAGAAGUCUCGUGGAGGGCCUGAGCGCGAACGACAAAAGCAAGGCUAGCAAAGUGAAGACGGAUAGAGCGACAUUGCCCAGUAUUGGCAUGUUGGAUUCGAGUGCUAGGGAGAGCAAUCUGGCGUAUUUGAAGGGUCUUGGGACAAACGUACAGACCUUAUUCACCGAAUUUGUAGAGGCCACGCUCAAGACGUUGGAUAGGGAAACAGACGUGCCCGAGGCGGAGAUGGACGGUCUGCGGGCGUUGGUCGGCGCGAUGAAGUGCGAAGCGGACACGUUGGUGCGUUGGGCGCGUGUUUCGCACGCGGCGCUGCGGGUGCGCUGCGAGGCGCCCCUCUGGACCAGGGAGCACGCCGCGCUGCAAACGCGCCGCGACACCUGUUUCUCCCAGGCGUUGUCGACGACUACGGCGGGGCUCUUGUGCUGGGUCAACUCUGUGCCUGGUGACGUGAUAGUCAAGUUGCUGAGCUCCGACCUGGGUCCGCUGUGCGGUUUCGAGGGUCUGCUCAGCCUCUACUCCACGGAGAAGGCGAUGUGGGGCGACAUGGUGGUGGCGGUGGAGGACCUUCAAACUGUACUGUUCACGCUUACCAAAGUCGGACACAGCAAUAGUGCAAUACCCCAAGUGAGCGGGACAAGGAGUUCUCUCGUAGUCAGCAUCCCUAUAUCGGACUCGCUCUAUUCGAAGUUUACUUGCAAAGAACAUUUAUCCUUCACGAUUACCGCCGUAUUCUUCAAUAUCGGUUUCAACGAGAAAGCCACCUUGGCUGAGGCACUGGGAGAGACAACGCCCCAAUACCAGUCCAACUGCGACAACCUGGACAGAUUGAAUAAGUACUACCACAAAUACAACAAGGUGUUCCCUGCCGAUCACAUGGCUGCUAGUAGAGCGUCGUCAAGGACAAAGCCAUUAGAGGAGGUGAUGGAGAACUUGCGCAUAGUUGUGCAUAAGAAAGUGCCAAGAAAUGUUGAAGUUUUACAUUUGACGUCUUUGGCGACGCGGCUGAUGAAUGGUGUGAGAUUCACUUCCUGCAAAAGCGCUAAAGACCGGACUGGGAUGGCGGUUACUCUAGAGCAGUGCUCUAUUCUGGCCUCGGAGUACCAUCUAGCUGAACACGAAAUGAAGAAAGCCCUCAAUAUUAUGAGAAGCGAGGGUUGCCGCCGCGAGAACACCUUCAAGAAUAUCGGCAUAAGAAAGUACGCGUUCACUAAGAAACAGGCGAUGGCGCUCCCGCAGCAAUAUCGCCCACCCCCCGGCACAUACGGGUCGUCUCAAACU
Iphiclides podalirius (scarce swallowtail) is the source of this 3288-nucleotide messenger RNA. NCBI's taxonomy places the organism in Eukaryota, Metazoa, Arthropoda, Insecta, Lepidoptera, Papilionidae. The record is from the annotation of a GenBank genome assembly.